Molecule: messenger RNA, 2467 nt
Organism: Centropristis striata (black sea bass)
Lineage: Eukaryota; Metazoa; Chordata; Actinopteri; Perciformes; Serranidae
Product: zinc finger protein 773-like
Exons: 3
Coding region: 277-2100 (607 amino acids)
Biological process (GO): regulation of transcription by RNA polymerase II
Cellular component (GO): nucleus
Molecular function (GO): DNA-binding transcription factor activity, RNA polymerase II-specific; RNA polymerase II transcription regulatory region sequence-specific DNA binding
Source: RefSeq, a predicted model, not a curated record
UUUCUUUAUUGUUCGUGAGAACGUUUGUGUUGUGAUCCGUCAGAGCCUCUGUGUGUCCGGAUAAACCUGUCUGAAUGGACUUUGUGCUGUUCACCUUUUCUUUCUGGAUGUUUUACCUCUGACUCAUCUCCCGGUAGACUACAAACUCAUUCAAGUUAGCUUAGCAUGCUAGCUGGUUAGCACCACAGCGCUAGUCAGAGUGACUGUUUGAUGGAGAGCAAACUGUGUUUCUGACAGAGUUUGUGUGGAGAAAAAGUUGGUGUCACUGUGUGAAAAAUGUCUAAAGUCCAAACGGUGAGAGCGCUGGUGGAGCAGCGACUGACUGCGGCUGCUGAAGAGAUAUUUGGGCUGUUUGAAAGAACGAUAGCAGAGUACGAGGAGCAACUUUGUCGUUCAAAAGAGAAGAACGAGCGACAACAGAAACUACUGGACGCUGUUUUCAACCCUAAGCUUCACUUACACAGAGCAGACGUCCAGCAGCUGUUGGUGGUUAAAGAAGAUUUUCUCUCUGAGCAGCAGGAGAGGAGCUGCAGUCUGGACCAGGACCAGGAGGACCCAGAGCCCCCACACAUUAAAGAGGAGCAGGAAGAACCUUGGACCAGUCCGCAGGGAGAGCAGCUUCAGGGGCUGGAGGAGGCUGACAUCACCAAGUUCACAUUCACUCCUGUCCCUGUGAAGAGUGAAGAAGAUGAAGAGAAACCUCAGUCCUCACAGCUUCAUCAAACACAAACUGAACAAUUGAAAACAGAAGCUGGUGGAGAGGACUGUGGAGGACCAGAACCAGACAGGAACUCUGAUCCAGAUCCACAAGUCCAAACGGUGAGAGCGCUGGUGGAGCAGCGACUGACUGCGGCUGCUGAAGAGAUAUUUGGGCCGUUUGCAAGAAGGAUAGCGGAGUGUAAGGAGGAACUUCAUCGUUCAAAAGAGAAGAACGAGCGACAACAGAAACUACUGGAUGCUGUUUUCAACCCUCAGCUUCACCUACACAGAGCAGAUGUCCAGAAGCUGUUGGUGGGUAAAGAGGAGUUUCCCUCUGAGCAGCAGGAGAGGAGCUGCAGUCUGGACCAAGACCAGGACCAGGAGGAGCCAGAGCCCCCAUACAUUAAAGAGGAACCGGAGGAACCUUUGACCAGUCCGGAGGGAGAGCAGCUUCAGGGGCUGGAGGAGGCUGAUAUCAUCAAGUUCACAUUCACUCCUGUCCCUGUGAAGAGUGAAGAAGAUGAAGAGAAACCCCAGUCCUCACAGCUUCAUCAAACACAGACUGAACAGAUGGAAACAGAAGCUGAUGGAGAGGACUGUGGUGAGAAACGAUUUAGCUGCUCUGAAUGUGGGAGAAGGUUUGGCUACAAGCACGUUCUGCAGAGGCACAUGCUUUGUCAUACAGGAGAGAAACCUUUCAGCUGCUCAAUUUGUAAGAAAAAAUUUUCACAGAGUGGAACUUUAAAGAAACACAUGAGACUCCACACAGGAGAGAAUCUUUUCAGCUGCUCAGUUUGUAAGAAAAAUUUUUCACAUAGUGGAUCUUUAAAGAAACACAUGAGUCUCCACACAGGAGAGAAACCUUUCAGCUGCUCACUUUGUGAGAAAACUUUUACACGGAAUUAUGGUUUAAAGAAACACUUGAGACUCCACACAGGAGAGAGAGAUUAUUUCAGCUGCUCAAUUUGUAAGAAAACUUUUACACAGAGUGGGGGUUUAAAGAAACACAUGAGAUUCCACACAGGAGAGAGACCUUUCACCUGCUCAUUUUGUGGUAAAGGUUUCAGUGGAAGUUGUGAUCUGAAGAGACACAUGAGAGUUCACACAGGAGAGAAACCUUUCAGUUGCCGUAUUUGUAGCAAAAGAUUUGCCCGUAGUUCACAGGUCAAAAGACAUAAAUGUGCUGGCCGCUCGUCCUCAAAGUUUCAUCAAGCUGAGGAGAACAAAGAGGCAGAGCCUCCAGCCAGCAGCCCACAUGAAGAGAUGCUAACAGAAGCUAAUGGAGAGGACUGUGGAAGACCAGAACCAGCCAGGAACUCAAAUCCAGAUGAACCAGAAACUGAUGAGGAUACUGGAGAUUCUCCUGAACCUGAGACUGAUGACAGUGGUGAUUGGAAGUAAACUAGCAAUGCUCUUAGUAAAAGGUCCUCAUCAGUGACAAUGAAAGCCUUUUUAUUAACUCCUUGCACAUUUUGGAGGGUGUGGCAGAUUCAGUUUGAAGGCUACAGAGAAGAUCAUCACAUAUUGGUAUGAAACUAGAUGAUCUUAGGAAUCCUUUUGUACAAAAUAUGUUGUGAUCUCUUGUUGGGAAGGGUGUGAAAUUUGAUGUUCACUUGUCCAUUCAGCAUCUUUAGAUAUUUUAGUAAGAUUUGUUUUUGUUUUACAAAACAAGUGUUGACAAACUGAUGUUUUAAUUAAAUAUUUGAUCUUAGAAGUGUAACAAUUACAACUUUAUUUUUUUCUAACAGCAAAACAAAAUAAAAAACAU